AUGGAGAUCGCUCGCUCGAAGUCAGGUAUUCACCUCUGCAAGCGCAAAUAUGCUUUGGACAUUGUUGAAGACUUUGGUUACUUAGACUGCAAACCAGCAAGCACUCCCAUGGACUAUUCCACCAAAUUAUCCUCUGAAAGUGGGACUCUUCUUUCUGAUUUCGCUAAUUAUCGACAAUUGGUUGGUCGUUUAAUGUAUUUAGCUAACCCCCGCCCUGAUAUUUCUUAUGUCAUGGGUUGUCUGAGUCAGUUUGUAGAUUGCCCCACAAUAGCUCAUCUUGAAGUAGCCUUUAGGGUCUUGAGAUAUCUCAAAGGCUGUCCCACCCUUGGUCUCUUUUUUCCUUGUGACUCAGAUUUUAAGGUUUCUGGAUUUUCCGACCCCGACUGGACAGCUUGUAUCGACACUCGACACUCUGUUACAGGAUAUUGUUUCUACCUGGGCAAUGCUCUCAUUAGUUGGAAAAGCAAGAAACAAACCAUUGUCUCUCGUUCGUCUUCUAAAGCCGAAUAUCGCGCUUUGGCCAAUGCCACUUGUGACGCACAAUGGCUCUCCUUCAUCUUCUAG
Arachis ipaensis is the source of this 564-nucleotide messenger RNA. Lineage: Eukaryota; Viridiplantae; Streptophyta; Magnoliopsida; Fabales; Fabaceae. The record is from RefSeq and is a predicted model, not a curated record.